Molecule: messenger RNA, 1815 nt
Organism: Triticum aestivum (bread wheat)
Lineage: Eukaryota; Viridiplantae; Streptophyta; Magnoliopsida; Poales; Poaceae
Product: glutamate decarboxylase 1
Exons: 5
Coding region: 98-1684 (528 amino acids)
Biological process (GO): L-glutamate catabolic process
Cellular component (GO): cytosol
Molecular function (GO): pyridoxal phosphate binding; glutamate decarboxylase activity
Source: RefSeq, a predicted model, not a curated record
CUCCGCCAUAGCACACAACAACAGAGUCGAGUCAUCGCAUCGUAUUGCGCCUGAUAUUCAACAGCUUAGCUAGAGCCAAGAGCGAGUUGAAGCAGCCAUGGUGCUCUCCAGGGCCGCCUCCGACACCGACGUGUCGGUGCACUCCACCUUCGCCUCCCGCUAUGUCCGCUCGUCCCUCCCGAGGUAUCGCAUGCCGGAGAACUCGAUCCCCAAGGAGGCGGCGUACCAGAUCAUCAACGACGAGCUGAUGCUGGACGGCAACCCGCGGCUGAACCUGGCGUCGUUCGUCACCACGUGGAUGGAGCCCGAGUGCGACAAGCUCAUCAUGGCCUCCAUCAACAAGAACUACGUCGACAUGGACGAGUACCCGGUCACCACCGAGUUCCAGAACCGGUGCGUGAACAUGAUCGCGCAUCUCUUCCACGCGCCGCUGGGCGAGUCGGAGACGGCGGUGGGCGUGGGCACGGUGGGGUCGUCGGAGGCCAUCAUGCUGGCCGGGCUGGCCUUCAAGCGGAGGUGGCAGAACAAGCGCAAGGCCGAGGGCAAGCCCUUCGACAAGCCCAACAUCAUCACCGGCGCCAACGUCCAGGUGUGCUGGGAGAAGUUCGCUCGGUACUUUGAGGUGGAGCUCAAGGAGGUGAAGCUGCGGGAGGGGUACUACGUCAUGGACCCGGAGCAGGCGGUGGAGAUGGUGGACGAGAACACCAUCUGCGUCGCCGCCAUCCUCGGCUCCACGCUCAACGGCGAGUUCGAGGACGUCAAGCGCAUCAACGACCUGCUGGAGGAGAAGAACAAGCAGACAGGGUGGGAGACGCCGAUCCACGUGGACGCGGCGAGCGGCGGCUUCAUCGCGCCGUUCCUGUACCCGGAGCUGGAGUGGGACUUCCGGCUGCCGUGGGUGAAGAGCAUCAACGUGAGCGGCCACAAGUACGGCCUCGUCUACCCCGGCAUCGGCUGGUGCGUCUGGCGCACCAAGGAGGACCUCCCCGACGAGCUCAUCUUCCACAUCAACUACCUCGGCUCCGACCAGCCCACCUUCACUCUCAACUUCUCCAAGGGCUCCAGCCAGGUCAUCGCCCAGUACUACCAGCUCAUCCGCCAUGGCUUGGAGGUAACUUCUUUACCGCAUCGAUCAGGACAGGAGGAUUCAUUUGGUAAAGGAGCUGACACGAUCUACAUCCAUACAAUAACGCAGGGGUACAGGAACAUCAUGGAGAACUGCCAGGAGAACGCCAUGGUGGUGAAGGAGGGCCUGGAGAAGACGGGGCGCUUCAACAUCGUGUCCAAGGACGAGGGCGUGCCGCUGGUGGCCUUCUCGCUCAAGGACCACAGCCGGCACGACGAGUUCGAGAUCUCCGACAUGCUGCGCCGCUUCGGCUGGAUCGUGCCGGCCUACACCAUGCCCGCCGACGCGCAGCACGUCACGGUGCUCCGCGUCGUCAUCCGGGAGGAGUUCAGCCGCACCCUCGCCGAGCGCCUCGUCCUCGACAUCGACACCGUCAUGGCCCAGCUCGACGCGCUCCCCUCCAAGCUCGCGCCCCCCGCCCUGCUGCCGGCCACGCUGCCCAAGACCGUCGUCGUCGCCAACGGCCACGUCAAGAAGACGGAGCUCGAGACGCAGAAGUCGGUCACGGAGGCGUGGAAGAAGUUUGUGCUUGCCAAGAAGACCAACGGCGUCUGCUAGUCACAAUCAACAGUCUCCAAAACCCAAAUCAUCAAGCUACCCAUCUUAUAGUACUAUUAUUAUGUGAGUCGAGUAAAACUAUUAUUAUAGGCUGAUUUAGGCCGAGUUUGUAACCAAAAUUUUGCUGUGGC